Messenger RNA from Manihot esculenta (cassava), 926 nucleotides. Its product is annotated as non-specific lipid transfer protein GPI-anchored 20. Bases 115 to 777 code for a protein of 220 amino acids. The record is from RefSeq and is a predicted model, not a curated record. NCBI's taxonomy places the organism in Eukaryota, Viridiplantae, Streptophyta, Magnoliopsida, Malpighiales, Euphorbiaceae. The transcript is spliced from 3 exons.
CCUUGUAUAAAUUCCCUAAUUUCUCUACCUUCCUAUCACACCAAACACCAAGAUCCAAUCAUCUACAAUUUUUCUUCAAACUUCAACAACUCCUAGCUUCCCACAAGAACCCUUAUGGAGUUUUUUGUGCCUUUUCGAAUGGUGUCAGUAAUAGCAAUAGCUUUGGCAGUUUUGAUUUUCCCUGCUGCUCAUGGCCAAAUUAAUACACCAUGCACGCCUUCAUUGAUGUCUAGCUUCACCCCUUGUAUGAAUUUGCUCACAAAUAGCAGCGCCAAUGGCACUUCCCCAACUCAAGAUUGUUGCAGUGCACUUAAGAACCUCACAAGUAAUGGCAUGGACUGUUUGUGCCUCAUUGUCACCGGAAGUGUUCCCUUCCAGCUUCCAAUCAAUAGAUCUUUAUCCAUCUCUCUCCCUAGUGCUUGUAACAUGCAGGGCGUCCCAGUUCAAUGCAAAGCUUCUCGUUCCCCACUUCCUGCUCCAGGUCCUGCCUCACUUGGACCAACUCCGCCACCUGUAGUUUCUCCAUCUCCUAGUCCUAGUCCUAAAGCUUCUGUUGUUCCUGAGCCAACUCCAUCCACUCUUCCACCAGAGUCCAGCACAACACCAAUCCUGACUCCACCAUCACCAACAGUGGAUACUGGAGCCCCAACAUCGACUACCGGGUCCAGGAUCCGCCCAGUUCUAACUCCUCCAUCAUCUGCUGCUAUCUCCUCUUGCAGCUUUUCACAUUCUUUUCUUCGGUUGGCAAUAGGAUUUGUAGUUCUGAAGUACUACUAGGUUGCUAUUGUUCCAUUUCUGUCCUUAUUUAUACAUUGAGAAAUAUUCUUUUAGGUGUGUGAGUGCGACUAAUGAUUUUUUGGGAUUAUUCCAUGAUUGAGACACGUAUUGGGCUAUCAUUUAUCAAAUAAAAUUGAUAUAUUUCUGUA